Rattus rattus (black rat) is the source of this 3334-nucleotide messenger RNA. RefSeq names its product TBK1 binding protein 1 (gene Tbkbp1). Gene Ontology annotation, biological process: canonical NF-kappaB signal transduction. The record is from RefSeq and is a predicted model, not a curated record. The coding region runs from base 138 to 1979 and encodes 613 amino acids. Lineage: Eukaryota; Metazoa; Chordata; Mammalia; Rodentia; Muridae. The transcript is spliced from 9 exons. Gene Ontology annotation, cellular component: cytoplasm.
UCUGUCUCCCAGCUGAAGCUUUACAGCUACCACAGGUUCCUUAGACCAGCCUGGAAGAGUUGGGGACAAACACCAGGCGAUCCUCUUUACUCUGUCCUGCUCUCUCAGGAGGCCCAGUGUGGGCUGAAGCCCUUACCAUGGAGUCCAUGUUUGAAGAUGACAUCAGCAUCCUGACCCAAGAGGCCUUGGGGCCCAGUGAGGUGUGGCUGGAUGGUCCUGGAGACCCGUCACUGGGAGGGGAUAUGUGUUCUGCCUCCCAUUUUGCUCUUAUCACAGCCUACGGAGAUAUCAAGGAGCGGCUAGGAGGCCUGGAGAGAGAGAAUGCCACCCUCCGCCGUCGCCUCAAAGUCUAUGAGAUCAAGUAUCCGCUGAUCACCGAUUUUGGAGAAGAGCAUGGCUUCCCUCUGUAUGAAAUCAAGGAUGGCUCCCUGCUGGAGGUGGAGAAGGUCAGUCUGCAGCAACGGCUCAACCAGUUCCAACACGAGUUGCAGAAGAAUAAGGAGCAGGAAGAACAGCUCGGGGAGAUGAUCCAGGCUUACGAGAAACUGUGUGUGGAGAAAAGCGACCUGGAGACAGAGCUGGGGGAGAUGCGAGCUCUGGUAGAGACACACCUACGGCAGAUCUGUGGUUUGGAGAAACAGCUGCAGCAACAGCAAGGCCUCCGGGAUGCAGCUUUCUCCAGCCUGAGCCCCCCAGCGGUCCCGGCCACAGCCUGUCCUGACCUGGACCUGCACUAUCUGGCUCUGAGAGGGGGACCUGCCUUGAGUCAUGCAGGCUGGCCUGGCCCUACCAGUGUAAGUGUGAGUGAGUUGGAGCGGAGACGCCUGGAAGAGGCCCUGGAGGCUGCGCAGGGGGAGGCUCGGGGAGCUCAGCUCCGGGAGGAGCAACUCCAGGCAGAAUGUGAGCGGCUACAGGGAGAGCUGAAGCAGCUGCAGGAGACCCGGGCCCAGGAUCUGGCCUCCAACCAGUCGGAAUGUGACAUGGCUUGGGUAAAGAGAGUUGGGGAUGAUCAGGUGAACUUGGCACUGGCCUAUACAGAACUGACCGAGGAGCUGGGUCGCCUUCGGGAGUUGAGUUCCCUGCAGGGGAGGAUCUUGAGGACUUUGCUACAGGAACAGGCCCGCAAUGCAGGCCAAAGGCACUCACCGCUGUCACAACGUCACUCCCCGGCCCCCGCGUGCCCCUCACCCUCCCCACCUGCCCGACCGCCGCCCUGUGCCCCAUGCCAGUCCCCCGCUGCACAGCGCCGUUCGCCCGUGCCCCCGUGCCCUUCGCCCCAGCAGCGCCGCUCGCCCGCCUCGCCGUCCUGCCCGUCGCCGGUCCCACAGCGCCGCUCGCCGGUGCCGCCGUCGUGCCAGUCGCCCAGUCCGCAGCGCCGCUCGCCCGUGCCACCCAGCUGCCCGGCCCCGCAGCCCCGGCCACCGCCACCACCGGGGGAGAGGACGCUGGCCGAGCGUGCCUAUGCUAAGCCGCCCAGCCACCACGCCAAGGCCGGCUUCCAGGGCCGCCGCAGCUACUCGGAGCUAGCAGAGGGGGCGGCCUACGCUGCUGCCUCCCCCGCCUGGCUGCAGGCCGAGGCUGCCACGCUCCCUAAGCCCCGCGCCUAUGGUGGAGAGCUCUACGGCCCGGGCAGGCCGCUCAGCCCGCGCCGAGCCUUCGAGGGCAUCCGCUUGCGCUUUGAGAAACAGCCAUCGGAGGAAGAGGAGUGGGCCAUGCCCGCCAGCCCGCCCAGUCCCGAGGCGAGCACCAUCCGCUGCGCCUCAUUCUGUGCGGGUUUCCCCAUCCCAGAGUCACCUGCGGCCACCGCCUAUGCCCACGCUGAGCACGCACAGUCCUGGCCAUCCAUCAAUCUACUGAUGGAGACGGUGGGCUCCGACAUCCGAAGUUGCCCCCUCUGCCAGUUGGGUUUCCCUGUCGGGUACCCAGAUGAUGCCCUCAUCAAACACAUUGACUCCCACCUGGAGAACAGCAAGAUCUAGGGCACCUCUCCCACAGCUGUUUCUCUGUUCUCGCUCAUCACCCCCCAAACACUCACUUUGAAUGCUGCAUGAAUCUCGUGGGGGGCCCCUGCCCCUUGCGGUCCCCAGAUACCUCCACUGGCUACCGAGUCAUGUGUGUGCCGUCUUCCCUGGUCCAGGCGCCACUCAGCUCUGGCUUUUUCCUGGAGGUCGACCAAGGCUCCCACAUCUUCCUGGUUCCUCCUGGGGAGUGGGGAUCUGGUCUGGGAUGAGGAGGACAUACCCUCCACCUCUCUCUGCCUUUCUGUCCUUCAACAGGGUUGUCUCCAAGAGGAAGUCUAGUACUCAGGGGAGGGGGAGGAAGAGGUGUCGAGAGCUCUGGGAGCCCCUUCCCAAUGUCUGUCUUUCCUGGGCUGGGUUCUUCCAGGAAGAACCUCUUGGUCGGGUCUCAGAGCCCGCCCUGCACACCGACGCCAGCCCUCUGUCCAUGACCGACCAGCUUGGGGCUUGUGGUACUGGGGAAAGAGGCAUCUUGUUUCUUGUUGUCACUGCAGGCCAGCUCUGUUCUCCCCCUCUGUACACCCUGGGGAACUGGAAUGGUGGCAGAGGGGUGGGAGGACCCUGCAGGCCUUGGAUGAUCCAGCCCAAAGGGGCUGCCUUGAGGCUAGGACUCCUGGGCCAUUACCCUCAGUCCAGGGGACUGCACCAGCCUCACAGGCCUGGGCCCUUCAGGAGCCCCUGGCACUAAGGUGCAGAUCACCAAGGCAGAUGCCUCCACCCUGCCCCCUACUGCAGCUCCUGACACCACAGGUUCCCCAGAGCCCAAGUGUGACUCAGCCUGCGUUUGCUGGGUGGGUGUUAUCAGCCCCUCCCUCCCAGGCCAGAACCUGAGAUUGGGACCUGGGUGCUGUGGAGAUCAAUUUCAAAAGAGCUAACCCCCUUCCCAAACCCACCCCCCAUUCCCUCUGUGAAAUCUACCUCAGAGUCGUCCCCUUAGAAAGACAGGGGAGUGGGAGGCUGGGGCCCCAGGCUGAGGUGGGAGCCUCCUGAGGGAGUCCUGCUGCCCACUAUGAAUCCACCCCUCACUUUGAGCCUCCCUGGGGCCUUGGCUGGCGAUGGCAGUGAACACCACUGUCAUCGCAUGUGCCAUUCUGAUCCAAAUCUUCCAGGCCCUCUCCCCACACCCCUCCUUCCUCUGUGCAGGGGGUGAGGGGUAUGUCAGCAGGGAAGGGGCCAAGGACUCCAGAGACAUGUCAUUGUACCCUGAGUGUUCCCCAGAGAGGGGACAUGGGGAAGGGGGCCUGUAGAGGGGAGAGAGAGCCAAGUGCUCUCUGAACAAGUUGAAAGUCCAAAUAAAAUGUACCUGUUCCAUCUGC